AUGCACGAUAGCAACCAGGAGCUUUGUGAGCCCACGAUUGUGGGUGAUUUCAAGCUUUAUAAUGUGAGUGGUUCUCAGUUUGAGGUGCCGAGGAAGUACACACUGUUGAAGAUACUUGGGACAGGUGCGUACGGCAUUGCCUGCAGUUGCCUCAAUGAGGAGACAAAGGAAAAGGUUUCCGUUAA
Trypanosoma cruzi is the source of this 185-nucleotide messenger RNA. RefSeq names its product mitogen-activated protein kinase 3, putative. NCBI's taxonomy places the organism in Eukaryota, Euglenozoa, Kinetoplastea, Trypanosomatida, Trypanosomatidae. The transcript has a single exon. The record is from RefSeq and is a predicted model, not a curated record. The annotation marks the transcript as partial.